GGCACCUGUCAAAUCAUUAGCAAAGCGCACGCCUCCUAGUCAACACAACCUAUUACUUUCUCUGCUAUCCUAGUACUUCUAUUUACAGUAACGCCCCAGUUUUAUUUUAUUUUUUACUGUGAGUGCAAUUUUAGUGAAGUGUGUUAGUUUUAUUUUUAUCGGAGUAUUAUUUUUUAUAAGCUACAGCAAUGCAGAACGUCCGUGUUUGCGUGAUCGGCGCCGGAGCGGCGGGGCUGUGCGCGGCUCGCCACCUCCUGGUAGAACCUGGGGUGAGCCGGGUGGAUGUUCUAGAACAGUCCGACAAGCUGGGAGGCACCUGGGUCUACACUGAGAGCACUGGCUACGACGACUUCGGCCUGCCUAUACACACCAGCAUGUACAAGAGCUUGAGAACAAACCUGCCUAAAGAGAUCAUGGGGUUCCCUGACUUCCCGGUGCCUCCCAGCGAGAAGUCGUACCUCCCGGCCAAGGACAUGCUCGCCUUCCUGCAGCUGUAUUCCGACAAACAUGGCGUCACGGAACACAUACAGUUCAAAUGCCACGUUCAGAUGGUGAUCCCUAAGACGGGUCCUAAAGGGGAACUCUGGGACAUCACGUACAAGAACAUGGAGACAGGAGUCUCGGAGACUAGGGAAUAUGACUACGUCUUCGUCUGCAAUGGCCACUAUAACACGCCUUUCAUCCCUGAUAUCAAGGGGCUGAAGGAAUAUCAAGGUGACGUAAUGCACAGCCACGACUACAGGGUACCGGAAAUCUUUGCUGGCAAGAAGGUUCUGGUCAUCGGAGCAGGUCCUUCGGGCAUGGACAUCGCUUUGGAGAUCACCAGCGUGUCACCAAAGGUCAUCCUCUCUCACCACCUCAAGGAGAAGCCUAAGACGGUGUUUCCUGACAACCUGGUACAAAAGCCUGAUGUGGUGGAACUGAAGGGCAGGACGGCUGUGUUUGAAGAUGGUUGUGAAGAGGAAGUUGAUGUGGUCUUCCUUUGCACUGGGUACCAGUACAACUUCCCGUUCCUGCACCCCACCUGCGGCAUCGCGGUGGAGGAGAACUGCGUGGAGCCACUCUACAAGCACCAGGUCAACAUACACCACCCGACCAUGUGCUUCAUCGGCGUGCCGUACUAUGUGUGCGCGUUCUCUAUGUUCGAUUUACAGGUCCGCUACUACGUGCGCUCAAUGAACGGUAGCUUCCGCCUACCCUCCAAGGAACAGAUGUUCGUGCACUGGGAGGAAGAGAAGAGCGACCGCGCCGCCCGGGGGUACACUAAGAGGCAGGCGCACAUGAUGGGACCUGACCAGGAGAAAUACUACGCCUCCUUAGCUGAAGAAGCGAACACCAAGGGUCUCCCUCCGGUCCUCACGAAGAUCAGGGAAGAGAGCUCCAACCGAUUCCUCCACAACUUGAAGAACUACCGCCAGGAUAUCUACAAGAUCAUUGACGACGACACGUAUGAAGUCAUAAGUAAUGGGAAACGGGAAAUUCUUUGUUGACCUUAUACUGGGAAAUUAAGGACUUAAAUUUUAGCAUAGGUUUUGAUGAAGUGAUUUUACUCUCUACGUACCUAGAUAUUAUUUUAUGGAUGCCAAGAUUUUUAUAACUCCCUACAUAAUUUAUGAUUGUAUUAAAAUUAGGUACGUACCUACCUAAUUCUCAAAAUAAUUUCAUGCAGUAUGCUUAAUAAUGUAGUUAAAUAAUCUUGAUAUUUUAGGUCUACUUAAAAGGGUGGAAUGUACUAUGGACGGGUAUAUUAACUGUAAUUAUAAAAUAGGUAUAUCAAUAGGAUAAAUUAGUAGUAAUUUAAUUGGAAUGAAUUUAUAUUUUUACGUAGCAUUAGCGUUAAUAAGUAUUUAGCUAUAAAAUUUAGAUUGUAAAUGCCUAUUUUAGUACAAGUACCUAAACCAGUGCCUUAUCCAGGAAAAAAUAAAGGUCAAGAUUGCUUAUUUUUUUACUUUUCAAGACCAUAAAUCUAGAAGGCCAAAUAUAGGUAUCCAUUUUUUUUCUUGUAAAACAAAUGUAGACUAAAAUUCCUAUGUCGCUUGUUAUUUACAUGAGUUUUACUUGAAAAAAAAAAACUUAGUGAGUAAUAUUAAACUAGCUUGUACACAUAUGGAUAACAACAGAAUAUUUAAAAUAUUAAAUUAAUCAAUAAUAUAAAUCUU
This is a messenger RNA of Plutella xylostella (diamondback moth), 2159 nucleotides long. It is a transcript of the gene Fmo-1, whose product is annotated as Flavin-containing monooxygenase 1. The record is from RefSeq and is a predicted model, not a curated record. NCBI's taxonomy places the organism in Eukaryota, Metazoa, Arthropoda, Insecta, Lepidoptera, Plutellidae. Gene Ontology annotation, molecular function: N,N-dimethylaniline monooxygenase activity; NADP binding; flavin adenine dinucleotide binding.